Messenger RNA from Pygocentrus nattereri (red-bellied piranha), 3829 nucleotides. It is a transcript of the gene vasna, whose product is annotated as vasorin a. The record is from RefSeq and is a predicted model, not a curated record. Bases 237 to 2327 code for a protein of 696 amino acids. The transcript has 2 exons. Gene Ontology annotation, molecular function: protein binding. NCBI's taxonomy places the organism in Eukaryota, Metazoa, Chordata, Actinopteri, Characiformes, Serrasalmidae.
GCCAUUCACAAAAUAUCACGGUGUGGAGAGCCAGCGCGUCCGGACACGAGCAGCCCGCGGACCCCUUCACCGGACAGCCGUACUUUCUUCUCUCGCCUUUCUCUGGAUGCUCUAAUGGUCAGCAGUGGCGACUGCAGAGGAGCAGCUUUGAACUCGGCUUUAUUGCGAGCUUCUCCACUGAGCCAGGGGUGCAUUUGCUUUUGCAGCGUUGAGGCUGGGACAGUGUUGGAGUGACGAUGCGACUGCAGGCCCUAGUGUGGCGACUCCUCCUGCUCCCCCUCUUGGUACUUCCUUGUAAUAUCUGCAGUGCAUGUCCAAAAGCCUGCACAUGCUAUAUUCCACAGUCCAUCUUCUGCAUCCAGCGACGCUCUUCCUCUAUACCCCUCAAUCUCCCUGCCUCCACAAAAGACCUUUAUGUGUUCCAGAAUGGUAUAACAUCCCUGCGACGUCAAGACUUCCUCGGUCUGGUUGAACUGCAGAUGCUAGACCUCAGCCAGAAUGCUCUCACGGAGAUUCCUGAUGGAGUUUUCAGGUCCCUUACUUCUCUACACAACCUAGACCUAUCUUCAAACUACAUUACCCACCUCUCCAAGGACAGCUUUGCUGGGCUGGUAAACCUAGAGAGGUUGUACCUCCACAGCAACCUCAUCCAGAGCAUCCACCCAGCUGCAUUUAAGAACCUAGAGUACCUGCUGGAACUGAAGCUGCAGGGGAAUAAGAUAAGCAUACUUCCUGCUCUCCAUCUACCCAAAUUGCUUCUUUUGGACAUUAGCUACAACAGCAUCCCUGCUCCUGGAUCAGCGGACCUCCAGACACCACACUUGGAGUCACUGAAGAUGGCUGGACUGGGACUGACCACCUUGGAUGAAGGAUUAAUGAGAAGUUUAGGGAACCUGCACGAUCUGGAUGUGUCUAUCAACAAGCUAUCUCGGAUUCCACUUUCUCUAAGAUCAGUGAAGGGGUUGAUCCGCCUUAACCUGUCUUCUAACUCUCUAGGUCUGCUCAGGCAAGAAGAUUUCCAGAACUUGGUGGGAUUGCAGGAACUGGACAUAAGUAAUCUGAAUCUUCAAGGGUUCCCUGUAGGCUUUUUCCAGAUGUUCCCCAGAUUGCACCAUCUCACAGCUGCUGAAAACCCCUUUAAUUGUCUGUGUCCACUGGCCUGGUUUUCCAGUUGGCUGAAAGAAAAGAAAGUUGAGCUUGGCCGGAAGGACGUGACACGCUGCCACUUUCCUCCCUUAAAUUCAGGCAGAAUGCUGGCUGAGCUGGAAAACAAGGACUUUGGCUGCCCCACAACCACCACUGAACUGUCUGACGUACUUACCAUCAGCAGCACACACAAACCUCCAGAUCCCACAACUGCUUUGGGAACCACCCAUGCCUUCCCUCCUCUUCCUCCCAGUGAUGAGCCAUCAGUUGAGACAGACUCCCAUCUGUCUCCCGAGGCAACUGCCUCGCCCAGAAGCCACGAAGAACAUGAAGAACACAUGUGCCCUCCAAACAUCUGCCUGAAUGGGGGCAUAUGUAGAUUUGAUCAGCAGGGACAAGUGGACUGUCUAUGUCAACCAGGUAGAUCUGGAACAUACUGUGAGGACUGGGAUGAACCCCAGCCUCCACCAUUAUCUCCAAAGAAUGAUGUGGUUCCUACAGUUUCUAUGUUAGACAGCAUCAGCUCCCAUCAUGUAACCAGCACCUCCAUCACACUGGACCUGCACCGUUACAUUGAAUCACGGCCACACAUCCGUGGAAUUCGCUUGGUUUACCGGAACCUGUCUGGACCAGACCGCAGACCACUACAGCUCAAUGUGCCUCCUACCUACCCAGAGUAUACACUGAGAGGACUACAUCCCAACUGCACGUAUUCUGUGUGUGCCAGUCCACUGGGUGAGCCUGCAGAACAUACCAAGAGCUCCUGCAUGGAGACUCAAACUGCCGGGAUCUUAACCUCCUCUCACCAACCUAGUGUGAAUAAGAGUGAACCUUCUUCUACUCUUGUGCCCAUACUUGUAGCAGUGGCUGUUGUCAUGGCAGUAGCCAUAAUUGCAGCAGUGGUGGUGGUUUCACGGAGGAGAAGGGUCAAAAGCCCUGCAGAUAUGGAUCUAGAUGAGCCAGCUCCUUUUGAGUUAGAAGGAGUGAAGACAUGCCUGGAGAACGGGGCAACACCUAAAAAACACCCUGAGAUCAUGCCCUGCCCUCCAGUAUCUCAAAACGGCAUGGAGUAUGAGAUCCCGCUGAUCCAACAGCAGUUCAUAGCCAACAACAACACAGAUGGCAGGAUACCCUCAUAUAUUAAAAUGCAAAAAUAUGCUGCUCAGACCUCCAGCCCCUAGGGGCAAUGUCCUCCAUUACCCCUGCAGGCGGGCGAAGUGUAGACACUGCACUUUUUGGUGGACAGAUGAGCAGUUUGCAUCAUUGUUGGUCAAGUAUGAUUGUUAAAACUGACUUUUGUAAGUAUUUUAACCAAGUGCAAUUGCCAAUUUAAGGUAUUCAACAUUGCUGAAUCAAAAGUGCCUUUUUGCAUGUUAAAAACAGCAAGCUUCGACUGCAUAGCUCUCCAAUACAGCUAGAAGCGACAAGUGUUGCUGGACAGGAGAACACACUGUUUUCAUGAAAUCCAUGUACCGAGUGAUGCUGGUGCUGAGACAAAGAGGAAAGCAUGGCAGACAAGGGUAGGAUGGGAAUCUGAAAGACUUUAAACAUACCUACCUUUUGACUGCAGACUUGUCCAGAGCUGAGGUUAAAGAUCGAUGUGAAUCUUUUGUUCUGUUUUGACAUAGAGAAAAGGACCAGUACUCUUUGACUUCAUAGAAAAAUGGGAUUGACUGAUUUUUCAAAAGGAUGUACGAGGGCAUCUCUUUUUCUCUAGGAAAACGAGCACUGAAUAAGAUCUGUGACUGUGUCUGCUCCUCUGAGAAACUGCACUGAUUUGAGUUUAGACUCUGUGACAGAGUCCUUCGAAAGGCCUAAAGAAGAGAUCCUGGACAAGUUCUUCAGAUAUCCUUCCUUCAAGCUGCAGCUUUAAAAUGCCCCUUAACACUUAAGUCCUUUUCUAGAGAUUUGCUGUGAAAUACAAAACUUACCAUGAAGAGACUGUUUACCCUUUUGCAUAGUUUGUGUUGUGUAUGUGAAGGUUUUCUUUUUUGAGCUGAUAUUUUAUUUUUCUAAGGUUUUGUAUCUUAAAAACCGCUGAUAUUGUUAGCAGUGCCAUCAUUGUUUCUCUUGCAUUGUAAUUGCAUGACUAGCAAGCAUCUUCCAUCCACCUAGAGAGGCUGGUUUGUAGUGCAUCCUCUGACAAGUCAUUGAUUGCAGUGACAGUUACCAUUGUCAUUUUUCAUAAUGGCAUUUAGCUUAAUACUAUUACAGCAGAUAUUGAAAGGAGUGCUGCUGAAGUUAAUGUGUUAAUACUAAAUUAACAACAUGUUAACCCUUUAAUUGUUAAUGGUGCUAAUUUCUUUUUUAACACCAUUAUCAAAUUAUCCUAGUUUAAUCCUGCAAGCCAUCCAUAGUAGUGCUAACUAAUGCCCAGCUGCUCGCGUACUGUUGUUAUAGCUCCACGAUUGUAUCUCUCAGAUUCAAAUACAACUUUUAAAUUAAAGUUCCAGUGCUAGUCCCCUUGCUAAAUGUUAUUUCCAGCUACUGCCAUGGUGAAUUUUGCCAUAGAUAGAGUCUGAAAUAUCAUUUACAAGCUGCUGUUGAUUCCAAUAUCAGUAAUUCAGCAGUACCUGAGAAAUCAACAAGCAGCAAACUAACAAAAGCAACAGCAAAGUGGAAAGCUCCAGUUUCCUCCACCGUAAGAACAAGAGUUGGAACCAUUCAUUGUGUAUAUAUAUAU